CCUCCCCGUGCCUAGAACGGCUGGGGGGUCGGGAUGGGAGUUAGUGGGCAGUUGCUGACGGAGUUCCUUCAACGCUUUGUUCCGAGAUGUGGGUCCGGCGUUUUCGUGAAUCAAGGCCCCAUUAGGAAUUUUAUCACUGAACCCAAGGAGCAGAUCAGGCAAGAUCUGUGCUGGAAAUAUUCUUUGUAGUGAGGCUGCUGUGUAUAGGCAUGAGGAUGGUGAAACUGGGACUGAGGAGGUGUUGAUUCCAAAGCAUCAUUCCUGAAAAAUCAGAAUCGCAUUAUACUUUCACAGAAUUCCAGAGGUGUUGCCAAGGAAGUCAAAAUUUAGGAAACUCCUCUGAAGGGAAAGAGAAGACCAGAGAGGCCACUGGAAUGCUCCAAGCAGGAGAAAAUGAGGAGAAAGAUGAGAAACUUCAAACAUAAGACAGCUAAAGAUAAUAAAACACUCACAGAAGUGAGUGACCAAGAAUCUGUAAAAGACAGUCAGUCCUGUGACCUUUCAACAAAUGAGAGAAUUCAGGCUGAAAAGAGACAGUAUGUAUGUACUGAGUGUGGGAAAGCCUUUAGUCAGAGUGCAAACCUCACAGUUCAUGAACGAAUCCACACAGGAGAGAAACCGUAUAAGUGUAAGGAGUGUGGAAAAGCCUUUAAUCAUAGCUCCAACCUAGUUGUUCAUCGGAGAAUCCACACUGGAUUGAAGCCCUACACGUGCAAUGAAUGUGGGAAAUCUUUCAGUGGUAAGUCACACCUUAUUCGGCACCAGGGUAUCCAUAGUGGGGAGAAAACUUAUGAGUGUAAGGAGUGUGGGAAAGCCUUUAGUCGGAGUUCAGGCCUUAUUUCACAUCACAGAGUUCAUACUGGGGAGAAGCCCUACACUUGUAUUGAGUGUGGGAAAGCCUUUAGCCGUAGUUCAAACCUUACUCAACAUCAGAGAAUGCACAAAGGAAAAAAAAUUUACAAAUGUAAGGAGUGUGGGAAAACAUGUGGUUCUAAUACAAAGAUUAUGGACCAUCAGAGAAUUCACACUGGGGAGAAACCUUAUGAAUGUGAUGAGUGUGGAAAAGCUUUCAUCUUAAGGAAGACACUUGAUGAGCACCAGAGACUUCAUCGUAGAGAGAAACCUUACAAAUGUAAUGAGUGUGGGAAAGCUUUUACUUCUAAUCGAAACCUUAUUGAUCAUCAGAGAGUUCACACUGGAGAGAAACCCUAUAAAUGUAAUGAAUGUGGGAAAACCUUCAGGCAGACUUCCCAAGUUAUUCUACAUUUGAGAACCCACACUAAGGAGAAACCCUAUAAAUGUACUGAGUGUGGGAAAGCCUAUCGUUAUAGUUCACAGCUUAUUCAACACCAGAGAAAACACAAUGAGGAGAAAGACACCUCAUAAAUAACAAAUAUCUCUGGUAAUAGGGCUAAUUGCUACUUGUCUGAAAAGCAAUUUUUAAGUGUCAUCAACUUUAAUUCUACUUUUAAGAAUCCAUAUCAGGAAAAAUAAUUAGAAGUAGAAAGAGAUUAACAAAAGGGAUAUUCAUGCCGGCAUUGUAUAUAACUGAAAAAAGAAAACUAGAUUUUCAACAGUACAGGGUUUAAAUGAAUGAUUUUCUAUCCGUGUGAUGGUUUUAAAACCAUUUAAAACAUUUUAAAAGAAUAUUUAAUGCCUUGGGAAAAUGAUUUUGAAAAGUGGAAGAUAAAGAAAAAACAUAUAAUCCAAAUGUAAAAAAAAAUUUAUACAUUGGAAAAAAUGGGCAGAAGUAAACCAAACCAAAAUGUAAACAGGGAUUAUCUCUAGGUGAUAGGAUUAUAGGUGAUUUCUAUUUUUUUCUAUUCUUUCUAGAUUUUCUACAAUGAGAAUGUACUACUUUUAUAUUCAGGAAAAAAGUACAGUAUUUUUUAAAUACAGUGAGUACAUGGUCAUUUUCACUCAACAAUGUUAUGAAUGGCACACAGUAUGUAGAGUCUAAAAUCCUGGGAUUGCACCCUGAUGAUGGCACUUAGAGGCAGUGGAACCAUGAGCAAGUCACUUCCUUUUAGAGCCUGCUUCCUGUUUAGGCUCUAAAUCGUAAACACCAAUCCUUUGUCUUUUUCAGUUUUAAGCUGACUGUAGAGUUGUCAACAAAGUCUGUAACCACUUUUAAAGAACAGAGCAAAUAUUUACUGCAUCCCUUUUUCCUACGGUUAUGGAAGGAUCUGCAGAUGAUGGAGAAUUACCUAGGCUCCUUUUUAAUAUAUGUCUAGACAACCAGAAAAAAAUAUACCCUUAUAAAAUUGAAACAAUUAUUGGCUCAAAAACUUUAAUUAGAUACAGUCACC
Galeopterus variegatus (Sunda flying lemur) is the source of this 2309-nucleotide messenger RNA. It is a transcript of the gene ZNF660, whose product is annotated as zinc finger protein 660. The transcript has 3 exons. The coding region runs from base 394 to 1386 and encodes 330 amino acids. Lineage: Eukaryota; Metazoa; Chordata; Mammalia; Dermoptera; Cynocephalidae. The record is from RefSeq and is a predicted model, not a curated record.